Molecule: messenger RNA, 442 nt
Organism: Hydra vulgaris (swiftwater hydra)
Lineage: Eukaryota; Metazoa; Cnidaria; Hydrozoa; Anthoathecata; Hydridae
Source: RefSeq, a predicted model, not a curated record
AAGUUUCGGGUGUGUUUAUUGUUUUUUAAAAAAACAACUCUAUUAAAAUGAAAACUAUCGAUUUCUCAGUCUUUGAUAAGAAAGUUGAAUGCAACAACAUAAAUGGCUGAAAUCAUUCGAAAUCCAAUAUUUCAGUAUAAUUUGUCUGAACUACUUAAAAAUGAUUGGUAUUACAUUGGUAUUAUCUUAGAUAUCGAAGAACGUGAUUUAGAAUCAAUUAGAGAUGAUGUAAAAUUUAAAAACAGCCAGGAAAAAGCUUACGGAAUGUUGAAAUGCUUUAUUAAUAAAGAAAAACCAACAUUGGACAAAUUAAAAGAUGCCAUUAAAAAAAUUGGGAAAAAUGCUUUAUUGAAUGAUGUGAAUAAUCUUGAAGAUUCGUUUAUGGAAGAGUCUUCUAAUUCACAAGAUAACACCAACAAAAGGAAUUCUUCAUUAAAAAGUG